Messenger RNA from Marasmius oreades (fairy-ring Marasmius), 1046 nucleotides. It is a transcript of the gene UCK1, whose product is annotated as UMP-CMP kinase. The record is from RefSeq and is a predicted model, not a curated record. Gene Ontology annotation, molecular function: ATP binding; UMP kinase activity. Gene Ontology annotation, cellular component: cytoplasm; nucleus. The transcript is spliced from 4 exons. The coding region runs from base 180 to 878 and encodes 232 amino acids. Lineage: Eukaryota; Fungi; Basidiomycota; Agaricomycetes; Agaricales; Marasmiaceae. Gene Ontology annotation, biological process: 'de novo' pyrimidine nucleobase biosynthetic process; CDP biosynthetic process; UDP biosynthetic process.
GCCCUAUGUAUGCCUGGUGUCAACAAACCUCCUAAUCCGUGGAUCCUGCUCAGCCUCUCUGCUGCAUCAUUUGCCUCCUUCUAUUUUCUUGUAAAGCACAGGGAAAAGACAAAUCCUGCGUCACAUCGUCCGCGACAACAAGAUCACCCUCUCGUUCCUCCAUCUCGUUCUAACUAGUUAUGCCCGCCGUCAUCGAUAAAAUCGCUGAAGCCCUACACUUGCACAAGAACCGUUCGACGGUGGCAUCUACCCCCGCAUUUGACGAGAAAAAGGUUACUGUGAUCUUUGUAUUGGGCGGUCCUGGUGCAGGGAAAGGAACCCAAUGCGCUCGCCUCGUGCAGGAUCAUGAUUUCUGUCAUUUGUCUGCUGGUGAUCUCCUUCGUGCCGAACAGCAUCGUGAGGGCUCCGAAUACGGGCAACUAAUACAGACAUGUAUUAAAGAAGGCACCAUCGUACCCAUGGAAGUCACUGUGAAACUCCUCGAGAAGGCGAUGAAGGCUGCUAUUGCUGAAAAAAAUAGUGAAGGAUGGGAAGACGGUCGUGGGCGUUUCCUCAUAGACGGUUUCCCGAGAAAGAUGGACCAGGCAGAGAUGUUUGAGCAGGAAGUUUGCAAGCCUUCCAUGGUGUUAUUCUUUACGACUACCGAAGAGGUUAUGCUUGAACGCCUCCUCGAACGUGGAAAAACCAGUGGUCGUGAGGAUGAUAAUGUUGAGAGCAUCAAAAAGCGAUUUCGUACGUACAAGGAACAGACCAUGCCCGUGAUUGAGCAAUACGAGAAGCUCGGAAAAGUUGCAGAGAUCGAUAGCUCCGUUACGAUCGAGGAGGUGCACGAGAAGGCGAAAGUAGCUGUUCAGAAAAGUCUCGCUCGGUCAAACUAGACUCCCAGCCUGCAUUCCAAACAUGAACUGAACCUAUGGUAUGGGAUAAUGAAAUGUUUUAAUGAGCGUUUUCUCUAGGCAAUAUAUGAUAACCGCACUCUGCGGUUCUUGUACUCCAACCCCAUGGGAUAAUUAUCAGCGAUAUCCACCUGGCCAAGCUGUCAGCUG